Messenger RNA from Periophthalmus magnuspinnatus, 2147 nucleotides. It is a transcript of the gene vmp1, whose product is annotated as vacuole membrane protein 1. The coding region runs from base 160 to 1377 and encodes 405 amino acids. The record is from RefSeq and is a predicted model, not a curated record. Lineage: Eukaryota; Metazoa; Chordata; Actinopteri; Gobiiformes; Gobiidae. The transcript is spliced from 12 exons.
GAAGAGGACAGGCGAGAGGUAUGCUUGUCAUUUCAUUUAAACAAAUGCCGCUUCGUUUCGUUAUUUUCACCAGGUCAUUGUAUACAUUUACGUGUUCGUGUUGAGAAGUAUUUUACACAUCGCACAGUAAAUAGACUCAUCUGUUAAACAUUUCUGGACAUGGCAGCAAAUGGGGACAGUUGUGAGCAGUCCCAGAGACGUUCAGGAGCUAAGGACAAACAGAAUGGCAAAUCUGCAGACUCUGUACUAAGAGACAGACGGCUAAAAGAGAAGGAGGAGCGUCUCUCGUUGGUUUUAUGGAGGAAGCCUGUCACUACGCUGCAUUACUUUCUCCUUGAGACCCUCAUCAAGCUAAAAGAAUUGACUUUGAAGCUUUGGCAAAGGCGAGGGGUAGUGCUCUUAUUUUUGUUGGUUUGUUCUCUCUUCUCAAUGGCCUACUCAACUGAGGGGGGGCACCAAGAGUAUGUAAAAUACCUGGAGAAGAAGUUCCUAUGGUGUGCCUAUUGGGUAGGCCUUGGCAUUUUGUCUUCAGUAGGCCUUGGCACCGGCCUACACACAUUUCUUCUUUACUUGGGGCCUCACAUAGCCUCAGUGACUCUGGCAGCUUAUGAGUGUGGCUCCACAGACUUCCCUGAGCCUCCAUACCCUGACCAAAUCAUCUGUCCUCCUGGUGAAGAGGCUGAUCAAAGCAUCUCCCUCUUCACAAUCAUGUCCAAGGUUCGUCUGGAGGCCUGCAUGUGGGGGGCCGGGACCGCCAUUGGAGAGCUCCCUCCGUACUUCAUGGCCCGCGCUGCUCGUCAGUCUGGAGCUGACCCAGAAGAUGAAGACUAUGAAGAGUUUGAGGAGAUGCUGGAACAGGCACAGAAUGCACAGGAUUUUGUUACAAGAGCUAAACUUGGUGUCCAACACAUGGUCCAGAAAGUGGGUUUCUUUGGCAUUCUGGCUUGUGCCUCAAUCCCUAAUCCUCUUUUUGAUCUGGCUGGAAUAACAUGUGGGCAUUUCCUCGUCCCUUUCUGGACCUUCUUUGGAGCCACUUUGAUUGGAAAGGCCAUUAUCAAGAUGCACAUACAGAAACUUUUUGUCAUCAUCACCUUCAGCAAGCACAUAGUGGAGCAGAUGGUGUCACUCAUUGGGUCGGUGCCCAAAGUUGGACUUUCACUCCAGAAGCCUUUCAGUCAGUACCUGGAAGCACAGCGGAACAAGCUGCACCAUGCUGGAGGAAAGGCGCCAGCUGAUGAGAACUGGCUCUCGUGGAUCUUUGAGAAAGUGGUGCUGAUCAUGGUGUGCUACUUUGUCAUCUCUAUUGUUAACUCCAUGGCUCAGAGCUAUGCCAAGAGGCUCCAGCAGCAGAGACACUCAGAGGAGAAGACUAAGUGAUGAGAGCAUGGGGACUGUGGUGGACUUUGCUCCAGCCUCAGACACUGAAGAACAAACCUCAUCCUCCUCCGUCUGGGGCUGGACUCAAACCAGGCACUGUUGAGUGUGUGCUUCACGGGACGGAUGUGAUGGACGUUUACUGUAUGUCUUUCAGGUUUUAUAGCUCUUCCUCUCAUCUCAAUGUAGGUAUGUGUAGUGCGAUUGGUUCCACUGCUGAUCUUAACAUGUUACUAUAAUUUAAUCUGUUCAUUGACCUCACACGUAAAGCAGCGGUUGGGUCGGUGGCUGCUGGUAGGGGGAGUGCCCCUCAGAUGCUAUGCCUUAUGCAAGAUGGGAAGGUCUCACUUCCCCAGAUCCUAAAUGUUCACUUACAGACUUGAUUUUUAUUUAAUUUUGUAAACUUGUCGUGUGGAUGGAUCAUGUACAGUGUGUUGCCAGGAUAAUUGCUAUGUAUGGUUGUUUCAGGGUUUCUUUGUCCUCAUGUCUCUUAAAACAGCAACACCAAUGUCUCUUUGCAUUUGGGGGAAAAUAGCAAUAUCAAAUUAAGAAGUGUGUUGACAGUUUGCACAUUGUGUAAAUAUCUUAACCUUUUUGACAGUAUGAGCAGAUGUAUUUCUAUUCAACUGUUCUGUGUAAUAUAAACCAACCAAAAGAGAAGAUGUGAUAUCAUUUGUAAAGUGAUAUUGUAUUAAGCUCACUUGUUCCAUUUCUCUUCUGUACAGUAGGUUGAAACUUGGAUAAGAUCAUAAAGUGUAAAUCAUGACACUUGA